GCGAGCGGAGGAGGUGGGGGGGACACCGACGGAAGGAUUUGGAGCGACUGCUUGCGGGCAAGGUUAUUUGCAAAUUCAGUUAGCUGGCUUGCCAGAAAACAAACAAUUUACAAACCGCUGACACCCGUUACCCACCGUCAUGAAUGUGUUCGGACUCCUGAGGGAUUUGUAAGGGGUACGAGGACUCUUUGCCUGAGGCGUCAGAUCACCCAGCGUGGAAUUGCGGCGUGAACCCCCGAGUUACAGCGAGCAUGGCGGGCGCUCAGGGGGGCGUGAGGGCCUCCCUCAGGGGCGGUCUGAAGCGCCCAGGCCGCGAGAGGCUGGAGGACGCGCCCAUCAAGAAGCGGGUGAUGGCGGCCAUGAACCUGAAACGCAGGCUCCCGGAGGGGCCCCCCGGCGUGCCGGAGGGGGCCCCCAGGAGCUCAAAGAUCAAGAAGGAGUGCGUGGAGGAGGGUGGGGAGGCGGAGUGCAGGUGGCCGGAGGAGGAGGCGGAGGACAGGAAGGCCGGGGGAGGGGCGCUGGACCUGAGCCCAGGGCUGAAGCACACGCUGGCCCAGUUCACCCUCAGCAGCCAGAGCUCGCUGGGCGGGCCGGCCGCCUUCUCGGCCCGCGGCGGGCAGGACGUGCUGGCGCCGGCGCCGUCCCCACCGGUGCUGGGCGGCGGCCCGCUCCUGGUGCCCUGCGACAGCUCCACGGAGCUCACCCACUCCCUGCUGGAGGGCGACUCCAUCUCCUGCUUCGUGGUGGGCGGGGAGAAGCGGCUGUGCCUGCCGCAGGUGCUGAACUCGGUGCUGCGCGAGUUCUCGCUGCAGCAGAUCAACGCCGUCUGCGACGAGCUCUACGUCUACUGCUCCCGCUGCGACGCCGAGCAGCUGCACAUCCUCAAGGUGCUGGGCAUCCUGCCGUUCAACGCGCCGUCCUGCGGCCUCAUCACGCUCACCGACGCCCAGCGGCUCUGCAACGCCCUGCUGCGGCCCGGCGCCGCCCCACCUCCGCCCCAGGACCCCGGCGGGGGCAGGCUGCGGGAGGGCGGGGCCGGCGUGCGGGUGGAGCACCGCUGCCUGGGGAAGUGCCAGGGCGUGUUCCUGCCGCAGCUGUACACCCGGCCCGACGCGCCCUGCGUGCAGUGUCUGCAGUGCCAGCUGCUGUUCGCCCCGCACCGCUUCGUCAUGCACUCGCACCGCUCGCCCGACAAGCGCACCUGCCACUGGGGCUUCGACUCGGCCAGGUGGCCCCGCUACCUGCACCUGGGCCGCAAGCACCUGGGCACGCCGCAGGAGGCCGAGCUCAGGCAGCUGCUGGAGGAGGUGAAGGAGAGGUUUCGCUGCCCGCAGAGGGGCGUCUCCGUCGACAAGAAGGAUGUGCCGUUAAAGAAAGGGUCUAAUCUCUGUUCUCAGACUGAGAAGCUCUAUGACAGCCACCCAGAGCAAAAGGCGAAACCCCACCCCACCCUCGUUUUCAACCACCGCCCGUAUCCUGACCUCAAAGAGGAGUCUCUCUGCCGCUCCAGCUACCUCCUGUACAUGUGUGACAGGGUGGGCGUUCCCAACGCAUCCCAGGCCCCACCCCUGGGGAAGGAGGAGGCGGGGCUGGGCGUAGAGGUCCUGGGGGCCCUGCUGAGGCAGCCCUGCGGCGGGGGCGGGAAGAGGAGAGCCACGCCCGCCUCGCCCGCCGCUCUGAGCGAGGAGGACAAGGACCGGAUGGUGCUGGAGCUGCUGCGUGUGUACUGCAGGCAGCAGGAGGCCCUGCGCUCCGCGCUGCAGAGGCACAGGCAGCUGGAGACGGAGGGCAGCUCUGAGCAUGCUCAGAAACUGGCAGAGGAGUUUACUGAGCAUGCUCAGCCACAGGAUGAAGAGCGUAAUAAGCAUGCUCAGGCCCAGGGAGAGGACCACACUGAGCAUGCUCAGACAGACGGCGAGGAGCGUACUGAGCAUGCUCAGACAGACGGCGAGGAGCGUACUGAGCAUGCUCAGACGGAGGGCGAGGAGUGUAGUGAGCAUGCUCAGACAGCGGGCGAGGAGCGUACUGAGCAUGCUCAGACGGAGGGCGAGGAGCGUACUGAGCAUGCUCAGACGGAGGGCGAGGAGCGUACUGAGCAUGCUCAGACGGAGGGUGAGCAGCGUACUGAGCAUGCUCAGACAGAGGGCGAGGAGCGUACUGAGCAUGCUCAGACGGAGGGUGAGCAGCGCACUGAGCAUGCUCAGACAGAGGGCGAGGAGCAUACUGAGCAUGCUCAGACGCAGGAUCAGAGAGAGCUGGAGGACGGGCUGAAGAAGUCGAGGCAGAAGACCUGCACCUGUAAAACCAGCACGGAGCAGCACCAGGAGGCCCAGUACACCUCACAGCUUCUGGAGCUGCGGCGCAGGCUGGACCGGGCGGAGGAGGACAGGGAGGAGCUGCAGGAGGAGCUGCGCAGGGAGAGGGAGGCGCGGCAGAAGCUGGAGCUGAUGAUCGCCCAGCUCCGGCAGCAGGUGUCCCGCGGUGCGGGGGGUGGGGCAGGGGGCAGCACGGGGGGCAGCCCAGCCUCCCCCCUCUCCCCCGACACGCACUGCCAGGCUGGAGCCGACACCCCGAGCCGUCUGUAA
Messenger RNA from Megalops cyprinoides (Indo-Pacific tarpon), 2585 nucleotides. RefSeq names its product ski-like protein. The coding region runs from base 252 to 2585 and encodes 777 amino acids. The record is from RefSeq and is a predicted model, not a curated record. Gene Ontology annotation, cellular component: nucleus. NCBI's taxonomy places the organism in Eukaryota, Metazoa, Chordata, Actinopteri, Elopiformes, Megalopidae. Gene Ontology annotation, molecular function: DNA-binding transcription factor activity, RNA polymerase II-specific; RNA polymerase II cis-regulatory region sequence-specific DNA binding; SMAD binding. The transcript has 7 exons. Gene Ontology annotation, biological process: negative regulation of BMP signaling pathway.